Lagopus muta (rock ptarmigan) is the source of this 3157-nucleotide messenger RNA. It is a transcript of the gene RAB36, whose product is annotated as RAB36, member RAS oncogene family. The transcript has 12 exons. NCBI's taxonomy places the organism in Eukaryota, Metazoa, Chordata, Aves, Galliformes, Phasianidae. Bases 536 to 1336 code for a protein of 266 amino acids. The record is from RefSeq and is a predicted model, not a curated record. Gene Ontology annotation, molecular function: GTPase activity; GTP binding.
CAUGCUGUGCACUCAGGACAGAUUGGUACACGCUGAGGAUGUGCUGAGCCAGAACUAGGAGAAAAUGGAGCAAAUCCAGUGCGUGCGAUGCUGCUACCAACCAGGAGGGUUUCUUUUUUUGCUUUCAGAACUGUUAUUUUGGAGCACAUCACGAAGCGGAUCCAGGUUUGGAGCAGUCAGGAGUAUGAUUGAUAGAACUGUGUAUAUGGUUAAAAAUAAACACUGUCAUCUUUGGUCCUCAGUGACACAUCGGCUGUAAAUUUGGGUAUUUUGUUUGUUUGUUUGCUUUCAGUGUGGAUCGAAUCACGUGAGUGCCUCAAGUGAUCCCUCACAGAAGAAAUUCCUCACAAAAGAGAAUAAAAUGAGCCCUGCGUAUGGUUAAAUUACUCCAUUCCAACCCCGCCUUCUCAGUCCGUGAGAGGAGGAGAGGAAGGGAAGUGUUGCAAGCCUGUUGCCAUGGGCACGAGGCUGCAGGCGGCUCGUGUGGCUGGAUCCUGCCGCAUCUGCACUGCACGAACAGACCUGAGUUUGGGGGAUGAAGUCCAACCCAAAGCAUAUGGUUCCCCCAGUGAGCAGGGACAGAAUAAUCUCCCAGUUUCCUAAGUGGUACACUCCUGAGGCCUGUCUGCAGAUCAAAGACCACUUCCACGCACAGCUCAGGACUGCCUGUCAGCAGAGCACUGGAACAACUGGGCUGAAAAUAUCCAAAGUGGUUGUGGUUGGUGACGUCUAUGUUGGGAAAACGAGCCUCAUCCACAGGUUCUGUAGGGAUCAUUUUGAACGAGAUUACAAGGCGACCAUUGGGGUGGAUUUUGAAAUUGAACGUUUUGAAAUAGUUGGCAUACCAUAUAAUCUCCAGAUAUGGGACACAGCAGGUCAGGAAAAGUUCAAGUGCAUUGCAUCUGCUUAUUACCGAGGAGCAGAGGUUAUAAUAACAGUGUUUGAUCUAGCUAAUAUCCAGACUUUGGAUCACACCAAACAGUGGCUGGAAGAUGCUUUGAGAGAAAAUGAGCCAAAUUCCAUUUUCAUCUUUCUGGUUGGAACAAAAAAAGAUUUGGUGUCAGAUGCUGUUUGUGAAAGGACAGAGCUGGAUGCUAUCCGCUUUGCCAAUGACAUGCAGGCAGAAUACUGGUCAGUUUCAGCCAAAACAGGGGAAAAUGUCAAAGAGUUCUUUUCCCGAGUUGCUGCCUUGGCCUUUGAACAGUCCAUGAUGAGGGAGCUGGAGAAAACCACGGGGCACAUGGCUCAAAUUGGGACAGGAGACCUCAUCAGGCUGGAACAGAACCUGAUGGAAAUCUCCGAAGGCAAAGCUCAAGAAAGCUCAAGUUGCUGCUGAUUUUCAACUCUUUCUGCAAAUGCCACACUGCUCUGUAGUCCAACAUACAGCACCUGCAACAACAAAAGCUCUAAAAUCAGAAGUAAAAAUUUGCAUUUUUAGAAAUGAGGGAGAAAAAUAUUCAAACUAUCUUUCUGAGGGCUCUCUUGUUGUUGAAGACUUGCUUGUGCUGGAUGGUAUUGUUACAUGAACUUUUCUCUGUGUAGUGGAAAUAUGACAUCCUUGUCUCAGCGCAAGAAGACAUUGCCAGCACCGUGUGCUCAUCUGUCUGCCAGAAAAACUUGUACUCAAAAGUUAUGUAACUUUAUCAUGUUGGGUUUUGAUAAUUCUCUAGAAAUCUUGAUUACUGAAGUUGCAUCCUCAUGGGAACAGAACAAAUGGCAGUUCAGAGAAAAGGGUGCUGAGAGCGGCCUGUCAGAAUCUAAAGGGAGCAAUAUGGAAAAGAAGGGCACAGAGUCUUCAACAGGUCUCAGUGGGUUCAAAUUAAGAGGGGAGAUUUAGAUUGGUUAUAUGGAAAGUUUUCUGCAGCAAGGGCAGUGAGGUACUGCCACAGGUUGCUCAGUGAGGUGGUGCUGCUCUGCUCCUGCAGACAUUCAAGGUUUAAAUGUCAUCUAGCCCAAUUCAAACAGUCCUAUGAUUCUGAGCUAAAAAUAUUCUAGAUUCUCAACCAUUUAUUUCAUCAAAAAUUGUCUUCUAUGAAAAAGUGAGUGGAAGGGUGGCUUGCAGCCUUUUAAUUACUUUUAUUUUUCCGUGGCUUGUGAUGUAAGCUAGAGCAAUUACAAAUAAUGUAAUAGAGAUCUAGGAUUUUUUUUUUUUUUUUUUUUUUUUUUUUUUUUUUCUCUUUUGCAGUUGAUUCUGUUGGCAAGGUCAACAAUGUAGCAUUUGGUAAAGAAGAUGAAUAUGUGGGUAUGUAAGGAGUCUGACUGUGGAAUAUCCUGACCUGCAUCUCUUUCACAGGAUGAUGAAUGCACGCUCCACUUGUACUGUGUCUGAUACUGAGUGGGCACCAGAGCCACAAUCUUUGUGCUAACUGAGCUUGAAUGAGGGUAGAAAAAGACAUUUCACUCUACUGCUGUGUAUAGUGCAUGCAUAUAAAACGCAUUGCAUUUCUGUGAUGCUUUUCAGAAGCAAUUUUACAAGCCAUUAGAGCCACAUGGCCAUUGCUUCAUACUGUGCUGUGAGUGCAUGAGUACUGCUAACCUCAUAUUACUGGUAGAAGCUCUUAAAAAUAGUAUUAAAAUCCUUUGUUUGCACAUGGAAAACUGUCUAUGAACUGAUUUGAAACUCAGAAUUUUGUGUGUUGUUAUCAUCCAUUUAUUCUCAUUUUGUUUCCUUGUUGAAGAUGUUAUUGUAAGAGGAAAUAAUUCAUAUAGUAGUUAUUCUAAAGAUGUGCUUCAAGGCUGUUUGCUACCGUGAUGAACAGGCUCAAGCCUGGAUUUCUGACCAAAUUGUGCUUGCAUCUAUAUAUUUUUUGGACAUAAGCAGUCUUGUUAUGCAGUUUGAGCAAUGCUGAAGUGUGUCAGAGAAGAAAACUCAGACACAAUACCAGUUACUGUCAUUUGAAGGACAGUAACUGACCUGUAGGGUGGACAAGUUCAGUGUGGCUGCAGCAGCAGUCCUUCUGCUGAGUAUUAUCUAUACCCAUGGUGCAUCCUUGUAGUUUCACGUGGCUGUUACUGAGCAGUUACUGGUCUGCCUCUUUCCUAGGAGCACUGAUAACGGUCCUGGAGGUCAAAAGGCAGGUUUUGCAGGAUGUCUUCCUGUCUAUGCUAGGUAGGUGCUAGGUUUCAGUGCAGACACAGGGUUGGUACCUACAGUGUA